Molecule: messenger RNA, 1778 nt
Organism: Drosophila kikkawai
Lineage: Eukaryota; Metazoa; Arthropoda; Insecta; Diptera; Drosophilidae
Gene: Alp10
Product: Alkaline phosphatase 10
Biological process (GO): dephosphorylation
Molecular function (GO): alkaline phosphatase activity
Source: RefSeq, a predicted model, not a curated record
UUGGCCAGUCUCGCGGUAGCUUUCGACCGAAGUAAUUCUCAUUUUAAAGUUCCAAGAUGAGAACCAGUAGUAGUGCCCUAAUCUUGUGCUCUUUCUUGGCUCUCCUGUUCCUCCGGGUUCGGGGUGACUUGGCCGACCAACAGGAAAAAGAGCACCAUCCACGCCUGCCGGCCUCACGCGACUUUGUGGCCCUCGACGAGGAGCUGGAGACACGUUUCUGGCAUGAAAAGGCCCAAUCGAUUCUGGCCGAUAAGUUGGCCGGCCACCAGAAGCUGAACGAAAACCGCGCCAAGAACGUGAUCUUGUUCCUUGGCGACGGCAUGUCCAUCCACACGAUUGCCGCCACCCGUGACUUCAUGGGCGACAGCAACGAGCAGGUCUUCUUCGAGAAGUUCCCCUACUUGGGCCUGUCCAAGACGUACGCAGUGAAUGAGAGGACUCCGGAUUCGGCCAACACAGCCACGGCUUACCUUACCGGCGUAAAGGCCAACUACGGCACCAUUGGCGUCAAUGCCCAGGUGCAGCGUGGCGACUGUGAGUCCGCCAACGAUACUAGUACACACACCCAGAGCAUUGCCCAGUGGGCCCAGGAGGCGGGCAAGUGGGCGGGUAUUGUGACCACCGCCAGGGUAACGCAUGCCUCACCAGCCGGUACCUAUGCCCAUGUCGCCGACAGGAACUGGGAGACCGAUGGGGAUAUCACCAAGUCCAACUGCAGUCCCGAACUCAACACGGACAUUGCCCGGCAGCUGGUGGAGUGGCCCGUGGGCCAGGAACUCCGGGUGAUCAUGGGCGGCGGCCGGUCCUACUUCCGCGAUAAGUCGAUGCGCGACGAGGUAGGAGUUUCGGGACUCCGCACCGAUGGUCGGGAUCUGAUUAAGGACUGGCAGGAGAUCAAGAAGCAGCAGGGAUCCGAGGGCAAGUACGUUUGGUCAUUCAAGGGUCUCCGAGAUACGGAUCUCAGCAAGACGGACUACCUCCUUGGACUCUUCGAAACCUCGCACUUGCCUUUUCACGGCGAUCGCCAGCGAACCCACUACGAAGAGGCUGAGCCCUCGCUCUCCGACAUGACUGAGGCGGCCAUCAAGAUGUUGAGCCAGAACGAGAAGGGCUACUUUUUGUUUGUGGAAAGCGGCCGGAUUGACAUGGCCCACCAUGAGACGAAGGCCAGGAAGGCGCUGGAAGAUACCCAGGAGUUUGCGGCUGCCGUGGAAAUGGCCAGGGAAAUGACCAGCGAGGAGGACACUUUGAUUGUGGUGACCUCGGAUCACUCGCACACCAUGUCCAUCAAUGGCUAUCCGUACCGCCGCCAGAAUAUCCUGUCGCUGGCUCCCAACCUGGCAGACGACGAGUUGCCCUUUACAAUUCUGUCCUAUGCCAAUGGCCCUGGCUUUACAGAUACCUACAACUCAGAUUCCGGCCGCAUCGAUCUCUCUCGUGUGGACACAACCAAGGAGGACUUUGAAUUCCAGGCCACGGUUCCUUUGAGUAGCGAGACCCAUGGCGCCGAAGAUGUGGGCGUCUUUGCCUCCGGUCCUUUUGAACACCUAUUUACAGGAAAUUACGAGCAGAGCUCUAUUCCGGCCAUGAUGGCAUAUGCGGCCAACAUGGGGCCUUUUGCCAAAGAUAAGCUGGAGGAGUAAAGUCUAGUAUACUCAUAAGGAAUACUCAAUAAAUACAGAGAGAUUAGCUUAAGAUUGUCCCUUAAGGGAGUGUAUAUAUGUACUUAAAUUAUUAAGGGAAAAUUAUGAGAAAUAAAUUGAAAGUUUCCAUAAAAA